Molecule: messenger RNA, 2612 nt
Organism: Neopelma chrysocephalum (saffron-crested tyrant-manakin)
Lineage: Eukaryota; Metazoa; Chordata; Aves; Passeriformes; Pipridae
Gene: TUBB1
Product: tubulin beta 1 class VI
Exons: 4
Coding region: 399-1748 (449 amino acids)
Biological process (GO): mitotic cell cycle; microtubule cytoskeleton organization
Cellular component (GO): microtubule; cytoplasm
Molecular function (GO): structural constituent of cytoskeleton; GTP binding; GTPase activity
Source: RefSeq, a predicted model, not a curated record
CACAUAUAUUUGUAUAUAUAUUGUGUAUAACAUCAAAUAAUGAAACACAAAUAGGAUGUGCACAUAAAUGCAUGCAUCACACUGCUGCAGAGAUCUGGAAUUAAUUGUGAGGGGGUGCAUGUGACAAUAUUCUUUUCCAAGGCACUCAGAAAAGCACCUGUGCUUUUUGUCCCCAGGCAGUAAACAGGCAUUUUGCCUCCUUGUGAAAUGCUGAGCAGCCUGAGGAGUUGGCUACUCCCCUUCUGGCUGAGUGACACUCCCUCUGAUAUAAGAAGGCCCCUUGGGAUGGGCUGUGCUGGGUGUAGCUGAUAGUGCAGCAGAAAGAGGGCUUGUUCUGGGGACUGCAACUGGAGAACCUGUGAGAGGUUGUGGCCACCAGCAGGUCCGAGCUCCACAAAAUGCGUGAAAUUGUGCAUCUUCAGAUUGGGCAAUGCGGGAACCAAAUUGGAGCCAAGUUCUGGGAGGUGCUUGGUGAUGAACAUGGGAUUGACAUCGCUGGAAACUACCGUGGGGAUUCACCCCUGCAGCUCGAGCGGAUUAACGUGUACUUCAAUGAGGCUUUCUCCCAUAAAUUUGUGCCCCGUUCCAUCCUGGUGGACCUGGAGCCUGGUACGAUGGACAGUGUACGGUCCAGCAAAAUAGGCCCCCUCUUCCGACCUGACAACUUUAUUCAUGGUAAUUCAGGUGCUGGAAACAACUGGGCCAAAGGCCAUUACACAGAAGGUGCUGAACUGAUUGAGAACGUCAUGGAUGUGGUCAGGAACGAGUGUGAGAGCUGUGACUGCCUUCAGGGAUUCCAGCUCAUCCAUUCUCUUGGUGGUGGUACAGGCUCAGGUAUGGGCACACUUCUCAUCAACAAAAUCAGGGAGGAAUACCCCGACAGGAUUAUGAACACCUUCAGUGUUGUGCCUUCACCCAAAGUAUCCGACACGGUCGUGGAGCCGUACAACGCCAUCCUCUCCAUCCAUCAGCUCAUAGAGAACACAGAUGAAACCUUUUGCAUUGACAACGAAGCUCUAUAUGACAUAUGCUUCAGAACUUUAAAGCUCACCAAUCCCACCUACGGUGACCUCAACCACUUGGUGUCCCUAACGAUGAGCGGCGUCACCACCUCGCUCCGCUUCCCCGGCCAGCUGAACGCGGACCUGCGGAAGCUGGCUGUUAACAUGGUGCCCUUCCCUCGCCUGCACUUCUUCAUGCCAGGCUUUGCCCCACUGACAGCUCGGGGGAGCCAGAUGUACAGAGCCCUCACCGUGCCAGAGCUCACGCAGCAGAUGUUCGACGCGCGCAACAUGAUGGCAGCGUGCGACCCUCGCCGCGGGCGCUACCUGACCGUGGCCUGCAUCUUCAGGGGCAGGAUGUCCACCAGGGAGGUGGAUGAGCAGUUGCUGUCUGUGCAGACCAAGAACAGCUCCUACUUCGUGGAGUGGAUCCCCAAUAAUGUCAAGGUGGCCGUGUGUGACAUCCCCCCCCGAGGCCUGAAGAUGGCAGCGACCUUCAUCGGCAACAACACGGCCAUCCAGGAGCUCUUCAUCCGCGUCUCCGAACAGUUCUCAGCCAUGUUCAGAAGGAAAGCUUUUCUCCAUUGGUACACUGGGGAAGGUAUGGAUGAAAUGGAGUUUUCUGAAGCAGAAGGCAACACCAAUGACCUCGUGUCUGAGUACCAGCAGUACCAGGAUGCCACUGCAGAUGUGGAGGAAUUCGAAGAGGUGGAAGUGGAAGCGAGCCCAGAAAAGGAAGCAGCGUAAAAACAGUACCAAAACACUCUGAAUAAGCCUGUUGACAUUCACUAAAGAUAAAGCAGUAGCCAAAAAUUAGACAUUUCUUCAGAAUUUUUCUCUGCAUCUGUCAAAUAGCUCCAAUUUUACAACACAGUGCUUUUGAAAUUAAUGGCAUCUCUGCUUUACUCUCCUAAACAACUGUUGACACUGAAUCGCUCCCAAAAAGGAGACAAGUUGUCUCAUAACAGCCUUUCUUGUAAAUUUAUUCACUUUUAGUAUAUAAUCACCAGAUACUGAAUGUACUAUACAGCCACUGUGCCUGUGUACAUAUAUACCAGGGUUAUAAGCAACAGCAAAAUACGCUGUCAACUCAUCACAUUUAUUUAUUCUCAGGUAAACACAGUACCUGUCUUGAUUGUGAACUUGUAACUGUUUUAGGAACACGUGCAUAUCUGUAAGGUCUGGAAAGGCAGUGUCUGUUUUAUUGUCACUCCACAGACUGAUAUAGAUCUGCAGACAAGUUCAGCAACUUGAGUUGCAGGGGGAGGGCAGAAGAAACAAGAUGGGGCAAAAGACUGAAUAUGUACAUUCUUACUUUUUUUUUCUAAAGUACUUCUAAUAGUUCUUUCACAUUGCUGGCUUAUAUUAUUGCAGAGCUUGUAUUCAUUAUCAUGGUGUGGUUUAUUUCUGUUUUAAACUAUAGGUUGAGUUACAUUAGCACACAAAGUUGUGACACUGUGUAAAAGUUUUGGUGUGGUAUUUUUUUAAUCCUGUGUACUAACUACUGUAAAUUUUUCCCUAACAUUCAGAACAACAAGAAGGAUAGAAUGGUUUGUAGCUUGUUAGAUAUAAGUUUCAGGGCAAUCACUAAAUCAAAACCAUAUUUUGACU